Messenger RNA from Sorex araneus (European shrew), 1233 nucleotides. It is a transcript of the gene ACTL7B, whose product is annotated as actin like 7B. The record is from RefSeq and is a predicted model, not a curated record. The transcript has a single exon. NCBI's taxonomy places the organism in Eukaryota, Metazoa, Chordata, Mammalia, Eulipotyphla, Soricidae. Gene Ontology annotation, cellular component: nucleus; cytoplasm. The coding region runs from base 1 to 1233 and encodes 410 amino acids.
AUGGCGAUGAGGAACAGCCCUAGCCCCAAGGCCCUGGGCACAGCUCAAGGGGGCCUCGGGGAAGGCGGCUGCCCCCUGGCCGGCCCGGAGGCCCCCGCGCUGAAGGCCAAGGCCAGGAAGGCGCGCAAGAUCAAGGCGCUCAUCCUGGACCUGGGCUCGCAGUACUGCAAGUGCGGCUACGCGGGCGAGCCGCGGCCCACCUACUUCAUCUCGUCCACCGUGGGCAAGCGGCUGAGCGAGGGCGCCGACGCGGGCGACCCCCGCAAGGACACCUUCGUGGGCCACGAGCUGCUGCGCGCCGAGGCGCCGCGCCGCCUGGUGAACCCGCUGCGGCGCGGCGUGGUGGUGGACUGGGACUGCGUGCAGAGCCUGUGCGAGUACGUCUUCCACACGGCCAUGAAGAUCGCGCCCGACGAGCACGCCGUGCUGGUGUCCGACCCGCCGCUCAGCCCCAGCAGCCACCGGGAGAAGUACGCCGAGCUGCUCUUCGAGACCUUCGGCGUGCCCGCCAUGCACGUGACGUCGCAGGCGCUGCUGUCCAUCUACUCGUACGGCAAGACGUCGGGGCUGGUGGUGGAGAGCGGCCACGGCGUGUCGCACGUGGUGCCCAUCUCCGAGGGCGACGUGCUGCCCGGCCUGGCGGGCCGCGGCGACUACGCGGGCGGCGACCUCACAAACUACCUGCUGCGGCUGCUCAACGAGGGGGGCCACGCGUUCUCCGACGACCACCUGCACAUCAUGGAGCACAUCAAGAAGAAGUGCUGCUACGCCGCGCUGCAGCCCGACCUCGAGGGCCGCCUGGGCCUGGAUGCCCUGCGCGUCGACUACGAGCUCCCCGACGGCCAGGUCAUCACCAUCGGCCGCGAGCGCUUCCAGUGCGCCGAGAUGCUCUUCAAGCCCGCCCUGGUGGGCAGCGACGACCCGGGGCUGCCCGCGCUCACCGCCGCCUGCCUGGACCGCUGCCGGGAGGCGGGCUUCAAGGAGGAGAUGGCCCACAACGUGCUGCUGUGCGGCGGCUGCACCAUGCUCGACAGCUUCCCCGAGCGCUUCCAGAAGGAGCUGAGCCUCCUCUGCCCCGACGACAGCCCCGCCGUGUCCGCCGCGCCCGAGAGGAAGACGUCGGUGUGGACCGGAGGCUCCAUCCUGGCCUCCCUGCAGGCCUUCCAGCAGCUCUGGGUCAGCAAGGAAGAGUUCGUGGAGCGGGGGAGUGCGGCCAUCUAUAGCAAGUGCUGA